This is a messenger RNA of Hydractinia symbiolongicarpus, 609 nucleotides long. RefSeq names its product piggyBac transposable element-derived protein 4-like. Lineage: Eukaryota; Metazoa; Cnidaria; Hydrozoa; Anthoathecata; Hydractiniidae. Bases 1 to 609 code for a protein of 202 amino acids. The record is from RefSeq and is a predicted model, not a curated record. The transcript has a single exon.
AUGCGCAUGCCAUGGUUUGCAUCAACAAUGUUUCGAAAAAGGUUCAGAGAUAUCUUGAGGUAUUUUCAUCUUGUAGAUAAUAGAAAAAAUGUUGAGAAAGGACACCCUAAUUACUCAAAACUGUUCAAACUUGGUGGGUUGGAGGAAAAAUUAAGUAAAACGUUUUCAGACAUGUAUCAUCCUGGGCAAAAUCUUAGCAUAGACGAACAAAUGAUUGGUAUGAAAAGCCGAGUGGGCUUUAUCCAAUACAUGUCCAAAAAACCAAAGAAAUUUGGUGUCAAGGUUUGGGCAUGUUGCGAAGCGGAAUCCUCGUACUGUCUGAAGUUUCAGAUUUACACCGGAGCGUCAGACACUGGAGCUGAGCAUGGUUUGUCACACCGAGUUGUAUUUGAUCUCAUGGAAAACUACCUCGAUCGGAAUUAUCAUUUGUUCAUUGAUAAUUUUUACACAAGCCUAAACCUGAUCAAAAGCCUCAAGGAUAGGCAAACAUAUGCCUGCGGAACUAUCAGAACGAACCGAGGUGAAUUCCCGAAACGAUUCAAGGAAGGAAAACUUGAUAUCGGCAAAUCAAUGUAUAUUCAGAUUGAUACUAUUGUUGCAGUUCACUAG